UUUGAUGUAAUUUGAAUCUAGUAUAUAAAGCGCGGGAUCAUCUCAAAUUUUAUAUUGUGUGUCAGGUACCUUCUUCACCAAAGAUCUUUUAGUUACAAUUAUGAUAAAGCUGUUCUUGUUAGCUGCUCUUGGAGUAGUAGCGACCUUCGCCGCUCCCCAAGUUGUUUCCUCGACAGCUGCUCCCGUAGCAGCCAACGAUUACUACAGGAACAACUACUUCGGAAACAACUACGAUCCCUACUAUAGACAGGGCAACAACUACGAUCCCUACUACAGAAACGGCAACUACAGAAACAACUACUACAGAAACCAGUACGACCCCUACAGAAGAAACAAUUACUACGAUAACGAUUACUACAGGAACAAUCACAGGAAUAACUAUUAUAAUAAUGAUUAUUACAAUAAGAACAACUAUUACAACAAUGAUUACUACAAGAACAACCAAUACAAUAAAAAUGUUUACAACACCGAAUACAGAAAGAAUUACGUUGCUGGAUCUGAAGCAAAUGCAAGAAUUUUAAGGUUUGAAAGCAACUACAACCCAGAAGGAGGUUAUGAAUAUGCAUACGAAACCGACAACGGUAUUGCUGCCCAACAACAAGGUUUCCCCAUCGCACCCCCAGACAGCCCCCCAUCAAUCGGUGUAACUGGAUUCUUCUCUUACACUUCUCCUGAAGGCCAGCAAGUAUACACCAGAUAUACUGCUGAUGAAAAUGGUUACCGUGUAGAAGACAACGGAUUACAAGGUGGUGCAGUUGUUCGUCAAGGCGUAGUACCAGUUAAUGCUGUCGUUGAAUCUUCAACUGCCGCUUCCCAGAAAUAAUAACCAUCCAUUGUACAUUUAUCUUUUUUUUAUUAUUAUAUAAUAAAUUACAAAAUAAUUAAAAAUUGUUCUUUUAAUCAA
Messenger RNA from Diabrotica virgifera virgifera (western corn rootworm), 904 nucleotides. RefSeq lists its product as uncharacterized. Gene Ontology annotation, molecular function: structural constituent of chitin-based larval cuticle. The transcript is spliced from 3 exons. The coding region runs from base 101 to 823 and encodes 240 amino acids. Gene Ontology annotation, cellular component: chitin-based extracellular matrix. NCBI's taxonomy places the organism in Eukaryota, Metazoa, Arthropoda, Insecta, Coleoptera, Chrysomelidae. The record is from RefSeq and is a predicted model, not a curated record.